This is a messenger RNA of Lecanosticta acicola, 2279 nucleotides long. The record is from the annotation of a GenBank genome assembly. Lineage: Eukaryota; Fungi; Ascomycota; Dothideomycetes; Mycosphaerellales; Mycosphaerellaceae.
AUGGCUGAAGUCGACGUGAGCUUCGGCCUUGAGUUGAAGGACGGCUUCAAACCCGUCAACACCUGGGUCUCCAACGGCAUCGCAUGGCUCGAAGACAUCCAGCAGUUCUACCGCGAACGCAGCGCCAUCGAGAAGGAAUACAGCCAGAAGCUGAGCGCACUCGCCAAGAAGUACUAUGAGAGGAAGGCCAAGAAGAGCAGCAGUCUGAGCGUCGGCGACACUCCCACCGUGACUCCCGGAUCGCUGGAAAGCGCUUCCAUGACCACAUGGGGCGUCCACCUUUCCACUCUAGAGAGCAGAGCGGCCGAGCACGACAAGCUCUCAAACGCUUUGAUAUCCUCUCUCGCCGAGCCUCUGAAGCAUCUUGCGGCCAAAUACGAGGACCUGCGCAAAUCGCAUGCCGAAUAUGCGGCCAAGCUUGAGAAGGAGAGGGAUACUAGCUACGCGGAUCUGAGGAAGACCAAAGGCAAAUAUGACAAUGUCUGCCAGGAGGUGGAGAACAAGCGCAAGAAGACAGAGAGCAGCUUUGACCAUGGCAAACAAAAAGCGCAGACGGCGUUCCAACAGCAGCAGAUGGAGAUGCGAAAUACCAAGAACACCUAUCUCAUUGCUAUCAAUGUCACCAACAAGCAGAAGGAGCGCUACUAUCACGAGUAUGUUCCGGAGCUUCUAGAUGUAAGACUUCCACCCGCUCUAUCACUGCAUAUCACCAUACUGACAUUCCACUCCUCAAGUCCUUACAAGCCCUGUCAGAGACUCGGACUACAGCUUUGAAUGGUCUCUGGAGCACCGCAUCAUCCUUGGAGACGCAGACUAUGACCCGAUCGACCCAAUUGAUGGAACACCUCAGCUCGGAGAUUCCUCGCAACAACCCGGUGUUGGAUAGCAUGAUGUUUGUAAGACACAAUGCCAUUCAAUGGCAAGACCCAGCAGACUUCGCAUUUGAGCCCUCUCCGGUCUGGCUUGACGAUGAAGUUAUGGCUUCCGAUCCUCAGAGCAAGAUAUUCCUCAUGAACAUUUUGACGAGAUCAAAGUCAUCAUUAGGUGAACUACGGCGCGAAUGCGACGUGAAGCGGCGAGAAGUCGAAGGCGCUAAGAAGGUCCGACAAGCGAUACGAGAGGGCAAGGACAAGCGGGAUGAGGUCGAAGUUGUGCGAGCACAAUUUCACAAUCAAGAGAUUCUACACGACGCAGAAAGGAGAAGAGUCACUGCAGAGGUGGAAGUUAGCACCAUCACCUUGGCGGUUGGUGAUAUCUCGAUUGGGGCCCGGAAUCACACAUUCAAGAAUCAAACUUACAAAAUACCUACGAGUUGCGAUUUUUGCGGAGACAGACUUUGGGGCUUGAAUGCGAAAGGAUUGAGCUGCGAGGAAUGCGGUUUCACAUGUCACACGAAAUGCGAGCUGAAGGUCCCUGCGGACUGCCCUGGAGAGCUUAACAAGGAGCAGAAGAAAGCCAAAAAGGCAGAGCGUCAGGCUGCUGCUCAAGCACAAGCAGCAAGCCCCCCACCGACCAGCAAUGGAACGAACGACUCCUCAGCGCCAGGCUUGACCAGGAGUGAUACAAUAGGCUCCAUGAACACAUUGAGCUCUGGUUAUGCUGCCAGUGCGAACCGCAGCGUGUCUGGCAUGACCGCCAAAUCGGUAGAUGAGAACGGCACUGCAGCGCCUCGGUCGACGGCAAAGACUACGUCUGCUCCUGCCGGACAUCGCGUAAUGGCGCCACCGCCUACAGCAUACGUCAAGAGCAACGGCUCCGACGCUGCCCCUGAAGAGCAGAAAGGCAAGAUGCUUUACCCCUACCAAGCCAACGGAGAGGGCGAGGUCACCGUCUCAGACGGCCAGGAAUUUACGGUUGUCGAACCAGAUGACGGAUCUGGUUGGAUCAAGAUCAAACCAUCUUCAUUUGGUGCUCCGGCGGGCCUGGUGCCUGCUAGUUAUACUGAACUCAGCGCUCCCGCACCUCCUUCCAAAUCUCCGACCGAUGAUCGGCCUGUAUCGAUGGCGGCGAGCGCUUCCACCACCAGUCUCGCGGGGUCUGAUAGUGGGACGGGCACGGUGAAGAAGAAGGGGCCUGCGGUCGCUCCAAGACGUGGCGCGAAGAAGGUGAAGCAUGUGGAGGCGAUGUAUACCUACAAAGCUUCGGGGCCUGGGGAGGUGGAUAUGGAGGAGGGAGAGAAGAUGGUGCUGGUCACGCCCGAUCAAGGCGACGGGUGGUGUGAGGUUGAAAGUCGUGCUGGGAAGGGAGUUGUUCCCGCUAGUUGGGUGCAGGAUGUGUAG